This is a messenger RNA of Pelodiscus sinensis (Chinese soft-shelled turtle), 2079 nucleotides long. It is a transcript of the gene NR1H3, whose product is annotated as nuclear receptor subfamily 1 group H member 3. Gene Ontology annotation, cellular component: RNA polymerase II transcription regulator complex. The record is from RefSeq and is a predicted model, not a curated record. NCBI's taxonomy places the organism in Eukaryota, Metazoa, Chordata, Testudines, Trionychidae. Gene Ontology annotation, biological process: negative regulation of transcription by RNA polymerase II; negative regulation of inflammatory response; cell differentiation. Gene Ontology annotation, molecular function: RNA polymerase II cis-regulatory region sequence-specific DNA binding; zinc ion binding; nuclear receptor activity.
CGAGGGAAUCUUGGGAUUUUCAGUCAGGCUUCUUCUUGUUCUGGCUCUACAAGCUGUGCCUACCCCAAUACUGGCUAUAUGUUGUUCCAGUGAUUCUUAUCAGGAUGGCCAAUUUAAUGAGUUUGUGGUGGCAAAAGGAAACUGAGAAAAAACAACUAAUAUAUUGUUUAAACAUAGUUGUGGACUGUGGACCUCACGUGCAGCUGGGCACUGUGGCUGAGGAAACCAUUCUGGCAUCUCCAAUCAGUUUUUAAACAGCAGAGAAUCUAACAGCUUUGAAGAUUUCUGCAGCCUCACACUCCGCAGUAACCAUGUUAAAGAGAUGAGUCUGACCAGUGCACCCAAUGGGUCCCACACAGCUUGCUGCACAGGAUCAUGGGAAAAGGGUGGCAAGUGUAUUUGAGAUGGAGGAGGAAGGGUUUUCACUCUUCCAUGGCUCGGAGAUCCCCUCCGAGUAUACAGAAAAUCCACCUCUGAAGCGGAAGAAGGGUCCAGCCCCCAAGAUGCUGGGAAAUGAAGUGUGCAGUGUAUGUGGGGACAAGGCCUCAGGCUUCCACUACAACGUGCUGAGCUGCGAGGGCUGUAAGGGCUUCUUCCGCCGCAGCGUCAUCAAGGGUGCUCAAUAUGUCUGCAAGAAUGGUGGCAAGUGUGAGAUGGACAUGUACAUGCGCCGCAAAUGCCAGGAGUGCCGGCUGCGCAAGUGUCAGGAGGCAGGCAUGCGGGAGCAGUGUGUUUUGUCUGAAGAGCAGAUCCGGCUUAAGAAACUCAAGAAACAGGAGGAUGAUCAGGCUCGGACAGUAGUUGUGCGCCCGAACCCCCCAUCUCCACCCAACACCCCCCAUAAACUGACACCUGAGCAAUUGGGCAUGAUAGAAAAGCUUGUGGCAGCUCAGCAGCAGUGUAACCAGCGCUCAUUCACAGACAGGCUCAAAGUGACGCCAUGGCCUCAAGCUCCAGACCCUCAUAACCGUGAAGCACGGCAGCAGCGUUUUGCUCAUUUCACUGAGCUUGCAAUCAUCUCUGUGCAAGAGAUUGUGGACUUUGCCAAGCAGCUGCCCGGCUUUCUGGAGCUCACUAGGGAAGAUCAGAUUGCUCUCCUGAAGACAUCUACCAUAGAAGUGAUGCUGUUGGAGACCUCCCGGCGCUACAAUCCAGAGACUGAAAGCAUCACGUUUCUGAAGGACCUGAGCUAUAAUCGGGAUGACUUUGCCAAAGCAGGCCUGCAGUUCGAGUUCAUUAAUCCUAUUUUUGAGUUUUCAAAGGGAAUGAAUGAACUACAGCUCAACGAUGCUGAAUAUGCACUUUUAAUCGCCAUCAACAUUUUCUCUGCAGACCGACCUAAUGUGCAGGAUCAGCCCUUGGUAGAGAGACUUCAGCACACCUAUGUGGAGGCUCUUCAUUCUUACAUUUGCAUCCACAGACCAAAUGACCAUCUGAUGUUCCCUCGGAUGUUAAUGAAAUUGGUCAGUCUUCGGACUCUAAGCAGUGUCCACUCCGAACAGGUGUUUGCCCUUCGACUACAGGACAAGAAGCUCCCUCCGCUGCUCUCAGAAAUCUGGGACGUGCAUGAGUGAUUGUGUAUUCCCAAGGCACUGACCUGUUGAAGUAACAUCAUUACCUAUCCCUUGCAAACCAGAAGCCAGCCUCCCCUCUCCAAAGCACUGAACUGUGGGCUGGGCAGUGCAGAGUGAUGAGUCUGUGGUUUCUCUGAUGUGAUGAGAAUGCAUAAGGCAGCUGGGAGAGAUCAGAUGGUUUUGCAAUCUUUGAUUUAUUUUCCCUUCCUUCCCCCUUCUCCCAAAAUGGGAUCACAUCUGAAAAUAAUAGAGAUGAAGAUCCUAUGCCAUGUUUCCUCAAAGUUUCUUUAUUUUUUCUAAGUACAUGUUCUAGGGCCAUGGUCCCCAACACGGUGCCCGCGGGCGCCAUGGCGCCCGUGGGGGCAUUUGCAUGCGCCCACCAGGUGCUCAGGGCUGGCCUGGCCCCGGGCACAUGGCACGCUGCGCUUGACGGGGGGAGUGCCGGUGUAUAGUCAAAAAGUGAAACUUCUCAGUUUUUGUGCUGCACCGGCCCCGGGCGCGCGGU